AUGGCCUUCAGACUCUCCGCGACGAGGUCAAUCCUCUCGCUCGCGACUCAGUGCCCGCUCGCAAGCCGGCCGACGACGAGCCCCCUCCUCAGAUGUGCCGCCGCCGCACCUUCUAGUCGCACCUUCUCAACGACACCCGUACCGCAAACGAAGACGGUCAAGGCGCACCGCCUGCCCCAGGAGCUGAUCCCGCCGUAUCCCUACGGCGAGCGCCGCAUCUACAAGCAGUCGAACCGCGGCUUGUACGGCAGCGCGCGGAUUCGGUACGGCAACAUUGUCGCGGGCCGAGGCAACAAGACGAAGCGGUUCUGGCGGCCCAACGUGCACGUCAAGGCCUUUUACGUGCCCGCCCUGGGUGCGCGCAUCAAGACGCGCCUGACGCUGCGUGUGCUCAAGACGAUCCGCCGCGAGGGCGGCCUUGAGAACUACCUCCUCAAGAGCAAGCCCGCGCGCCUCAAGGAGCUCGGCCCCGGCGGCUGGAACAUGCGCUGGCUGCUGAUGCAGAGCCAGGCCGUCCAACAGCGCUUCAACGAGGAGCGCAUCGCUCUGGGCAUGGAGCCCAAGGAGAUUGAGGACCGCGAUGACUUGAUCCGCUUUGCCCUCGACUUUGCCACGCCGGGACCCCUGAGUGUCCGCAGCAAGGAGACGCUCGAGGAGCUGCGCGCCGCGUUUCAUCGCGCCCUGGUGCUGGGGAAUGAAGACUUGGCGAGCUUGGAGGAUAUCGAGGAGCUUUCGGAUGAGGAGGAAGCGAGGCUGCUGCAGCAGCUCGACGAGGCGGAUGCGCUAGAGGCUGCGCAAGCCGAUACCCAGGCCGACCAGAAGCAGACGCAACUGUAA
Akanthomyces muscarius is the source of this 837-nucleotide messenger RNA. RefSeq lists its product as uncharacterized. The transcript has a single exon. Gene Ontology annotation, cellular component: mitochondrial large ribosomal subunit. The coding region runs from base 1 to 837 and encodes 278 amino acids. Gene Ontology annotation, molecular function: structural constituent of ribosome. The record is from RefSeq and is a predicted model, not a curated record. Lineage: Eukaryota; Fungi; Ascomycota; Sordariomycetes; Hypocreales; Cordycipitaceae.